AUGGCGGCGGCGGCGGCGGCGGCGGCGGCGGCGGCGGGCCCCGGGGCGACCCAGGCACCGAGCUCGCUGCUGCUCGUGGUGGGCGGCGAGUGCGGGUGCUCGGGGCUGCUUGCUUAUGUGCUGGAGGAGCUCGAACGAGGCAUCCGGUCCUGGGACAUUGACCCUGGCAUUUGCAGCCUUGAUGAGCAGCUCAAGAUUUUCGUGUCCCGGCACUCUGCCACCUUCUCCAGCAUCGUGAAAGGCCAGCGGAGCCUGCACCACCGCGGAGACACCCUGGAGACACUGGUCCUCCUGAAUCCAUCAGACAAGUCCCUGUGUGACGAGCUCCGGAACCUUCUGCUGGACCCUGCCCCUCAUAAGCUGCUGGUAUUGGCUGGGCCCUGCCUGGAAGGGACAGGGGAGCUGCUGCUCCAGACGGGGGGCUUCUCGCCCCGCCACUUCCUCCAGGUCCUAGGGGACAAAGAGAUCCGGGAUCUUCUGGCGUCCACACCCCCACCUGCAGACCUGCCGAAGCUCACCAUCACCUGCCCAACCUUCGGUGACUGGGCCCAGCUGGCACCUGAGGUGCUGGGCCUCCAGGGCGCGCUCCGGGUGCAGUGGAACCCACCCGUGCAGCUGCCGGCUUCCGAGGGCCUGCGCCAGUUCCUGGAGUACGUGGCUGAGUCGCUGGAGGCCCCGUCUCCCUUUGAGCUGCUCGAGCCGCCAGCGUCCGUGGGCUUCCUCAGGCUCGCCCGGCCUUGCUGCUACAUCUUCCCCGGCGGCCUCGGCGACGCCGCCUUCUUCGCCGUCAAUGGCUUCACCGUGCUGGUCAACGGUGGCUCCAACCCCAAGUCGAGCUUUUGGAAGCUGGUGCGGCACCUGGACCGGGUGGACGCCGUGCUGGUGACCCACGCCGGCGCCGACAGCCUCCCGGGCCUCAACAGUCUUCUGCGGCGCAAGCUGGCCGAGCGAGACGAGGCGGCGGCCGGCGGGGGCUCCGGGGACGACAGGCUCCGCAGGCUCAUCUCCCCCAACCUGGGGGUCGUGUUCCUCAACGCCCGCGUGGCCAUCUCGCGUCUGGUGAGCGGCGAGGACGAGGCGGAGCUGGCCCUGAGCCUCUUGGCCCGGCUGGGCAUCGCGCCCCUGACUCUGAACCGCGGGCCGCUCCCGGCCGAGCCCACCGUGCUCUUUCAGAAGAUGGGCGUGGGCCGGCUGGACAUGUAUGUGCUGCACCCGCCCGCGGCUGGUGCUGACCGCUCGUCGGCCUCCGUGUGCGCCCUGCUAGUGUGGCACCCCGCGGGCCCCACCGAGAAGGUGGUGCGCGUGCUGUUCCCUGGCUGCACACCUCCCGCCCGCCUCCUGGAUGGCCUGGUCCGCCUGCAGCACCUGGGGUUCUUGCGAGAGCCUGUGGUGACCCCCCAGGACCUAGUGGGGCCUCGGCGAGCGGAGAGCAAGGAAAGCGUGGGCUCCCGGGACAGCUUAAGAAGAGAAGGCCGGACGAUGGCACCGGCCAGGCCUGCCCCGGAGCGCCCUGUGGGGGCCCGGAAGGACCCGCCUCGAGUCGAGGCCCCCCGCAGGGCUGAGAAAGAAGCCAGGCUCCCCCGGGAGGUGAAGAAGGACCCCAAGCCAAGCGUCCCUCGGACCCAGCCCCAGGAGGUGCGCCGGGCAGCCUCCGCUUCGGUCAGCGUGAAGAAGGCGGGUGCCCAGGCCGCCCCCAGGCCCCGCAGGGCACCCAAUGUCCCCCGCCCGGGCGUCCCGCCGGCGGAGAACGGGCCCCACAGCCCCCCCAGCUUCCGCUGUGGAGAGGCCAGCCCGCCGCCGCCAGAGGCCUGCGGCUCCCCCGCCCCCCAGCUGGUGGCCACCCCCAGCCAGGAGAGCAGCCUGGAGCUGGGGCUGAGCCCGCCCGGGGAGGACGGCGGCACCUUGGAGGAGAAGACGCUGGAGCUGCUUUUGGGUGCCAGCACCCCCCGGCCGCGCACACCCUCGCCUACUGGAGCCCACCAGGGCCCGGCGGAGGGCAGCGGGCGGCUGUCGCUGAGCCCGCUGCGGGGCGGGGAGGCUGGGCCGGAUGCCUCGCCCACGGUGACCACACCGUCACUGCCUGCCGAGGUGGGAUCCCCGCACUCCACGGAGGUGGACGAGUCCCUGUCCGUCUCCUUCGAGCAGGUGCUGCCGCCGCCGCCUGCCGCCGCGGGCGACGCUGGGCUGAGCCUCCCCCUCCGCGGCCCCCGGGUACGGCGAUCGGCCUCCCCGCACGACGUGGACCUGUGCCUGGUGUCACCCUGUGAGUUUGAGCACCGGAAGGCUGUGCCCGUGGCACCCGCGCCCGCGUCCCCAGGCAGCUCUGAUAGCAGCGCCCGGUCCCAGGAGCGGGCGGGAGCCCCGGGAGCUGAGGAGACCCCACCCACCUCCGUCAGCGAGUCCCUGCCCACCCUGUCUGACUCGGACCCCCUGCCUGCCGCCCCCGGCAUCGCGGACUCGGAUGAAGACAUGGAGGGCGCAGGGGUCCCUCGCCGUGACCCGCUGCCCGAGCCCCUCAAGUUCCCCCCGCCGCUGCCCACCCCUCCCGGCAUCUGCAUGGUGGACCCCGAGGUGCUGCCCCCUGAGCAGGCCCGGCUGACGGAGGGCCACGGCCGCACCCGGAAGUCCGGGGUUCGCCCUCACCCCAGCACUGCCGCCUCCAAAGCCACUCCCGCCUCCAAAGCCACUCCCGCGACCACUGCCAAAACCAAGGGACUGGCCGGUGGAGACCGGGCCGGUCGGCCCCUCGGCACCCGGAGCGAGCCCAGUGACAAGGGAGGUCGGGCACCCCUGUCCAGAAAGUCCUCGGUCCCCAAGACGACCACUCGGGGCCCAUCUGGGUCAGCUGGCAGCCGACCAGGUGGGUCAGCAGCCCCUCCCGGCUCCCCCGUCUACCUCGACCUGGCCUACCUGCCCAGCGGGAGCAGCGCCCGGCUGGUGGACGAGGAAUUCUUCCGAAGAGUGCGUGCGCUCUGUUACGUCAUCAGCGGCCAGGACCAGCGCAAGGAAGAGGGCAUGAGGGCUGUCCUGGACGCACUGCUGGCCGGCAAGCAGCAAUGGGACCGUGACCUCCAGGUGACCCUGAUCCCCACCUUCGAUUCCGCGGCCAUGCACGAGUGGUACGAGGAGACGCAUGCCCGGCACCAGGCGCUGGGCAUCACCGUGCUGGGCAGCAACAGCACCGUAUCCAUGCAGGACGAGGCCUUCCCCGCCUGCAAGGUCGAGUUCUAGCUCGGCGCCUGACACCCGCCCCCGCGGCCCGGCAUCCGCCCCGACCCUGAGAUUCACCUGCGUCACAAAUAAACCAGGUACUCCACCCGG
Molecule: messenger RNA, 3321 nt
Organism: Neofelis nebulosa (Clouded leopard)
Lineage: Eukaryota; Metazoa; Chordata; Mammalia; Carnivora; Felidae
Gene: MAP1S
Product: microtubule associated protein 1S
Exons: 7
Coding region: 1-3231 (1076 amino acids)
Biological process (GO): dendrite development; regulation of microtubule depolymerization; microtubule cytoskeleton organization
Cellular component (GO): dendrite; synapse; microtubule
Molecular function (GO): microtubule binding; actin binding
Source: RefSeq, a predicted model, not a curated record